GAGAGGAGAGGUGGAUGGGGAGAGGGAAGGGGGUGAGGGAACGUGUGUGUGGGUGUGCGUUCUAGCCGUCCAAACGUGACGAAGAGAUACAGACUUCGGCAUAAACAGACGCGCCUGUUUCCACGACGACGACGGAAAACAUGGGGGCUGUGGUGGGUACGCUGACCAUGCAGACCAAGCAGAGGAGGAUUUCCAGGGAUAAAGCUGACGAUGACUUGGAGAUGACGAUGGUGUGCCAUCGACCGGAGGGCCUGGAUCAGCUAGAAGCUCUAACCAACUUCAGCAAAAGAGAGCUCCAGGUUCUCUAUAGGGGCUUCAAGAAUGAGUGUCCGAGUGGUGUUGUAAACGAGGACACCUUCAAGCAGAUAUACUCCCAGUUCUUCCCACAUGGAGACGCCAGCACCUACGCACAUUACCUGUUCAACGCGUUUGACUCAGCAAGUAGCGGCUCCAUCAAGUUCGAGGACUUUGUCACGGCUCUGUCCAUCCUGCUGAGGGGCUCCGUCACAGAGAAGCUGCAGUGGACGUUUAACCUCUAUGACAUCAACAGAGAUGGAUACAUCAACAAAGAGGAGAUGACAGACAUCGUCAGAGCAAUAUAUGACAUGAUGGGGAAGUACACUUACCCCGUCUUGAAACACGAUGCACCCAAACAGCACGUGGAGGCCUUCUUUCAGAAAAUGGACAAAAACAGGGACGGUGUGGUCACUCUGGACGAAUUCAUCUUUUCUUGUCAAGAGGAUGAAAACAUCAUGAGGUCUCUGCAACUCUUUGAAAACGUCAUCUAGACGACAAAGAAGAGGGCGACGGUGCAAUAUGUGAAAAGCCCAGAGCAAGAGAGGAGAGAAGAACAAAGAGGAAGAACGGAGUGAGAGAAGAAGAGCUGCACAUGCACAAGAAAAAGGAACAGCGUAGCUUGCAAUUGAAAUGAAACAAAGAGCUUCUUCGGGUUGUGUGUGUGUGUGUGUGUGAGUGUGUGUGUGUGAGACGGUUGCCUAAAAACUUCUCGGGAGGUGUCCUGCUGUAAGAAAUCCAUGGCGACAAAAAAACGUCUCUGGUUUUCAGAAAAUGUCCCUCAGACUUUAACCCUUCACUUGACCUUUACUACUCAUCUCGUCUCCAGCUUCCCCCUGUUGGUUGCUGUCUUUACAGUUUACCCUCACGUUGGACUGCGUGUGCCCCCAUGCCAUCGUGUAAAUACUGAGUCUUUCACAUUUCUGAAGUAUAAACCAGAACAUCCACCAGGACCGGAACUCCAGCUUAGCAGUGAGACCGAUCCAAGGCAUAAAAUAAGGUUUUUCACCAUGGAUUUCUGUAUCACCACAACAAGCGUGAGCGAUAUUGUGAAGCACGCAGGACAAGAGGCCUGCAGCAUAUUAAACACACAGUAUAUGUGCCACGAAAAAAACGUGGUGGUAACAUAGUCGUCCUCUUGAUAAGUGGCCAGGUCUGGGCGUGGCAUCUCACACAGCCACCUCAUCUGUUUCCAGACACAGGCCUGUGAGGCUUUGCUCUGCAGCUGAGUUUGACCUCAGCCGUGCUUGCGACACGUCCUACAGCCCCCCCCGCCCCCCAAAGAAGUCCUUGUUACUCCCCUGUGUGUGUUCCAGUGGUGUCAGUCAGUGUUUCAAUGUUGUAACGACUCAACUGUAGAUAUUUAACUGUUGUAUUUCUUCUUCUUCUCGCUGUCUGGAAUCAUCCGUGUCGGUCUGUGAGUUCCCGAGUCUGACUAACUGUCUUAUCUUUCUGUCAAAUCAGGUGGAACUGUAAUUAUCCUGGAAUUUUUGGCAUUCAUUGUUAAAUAAAGAGUCCACUAUAGAGAUUCACUCAUGUACAGAUUGAGAGUGACACAGGGAUGUGCAUGUGUGCGGUGUCCUCCUGUAAAGUCAAUUUUUUUUAUUCUGCCUGAAUAUUAAAAAGUCAUUGUUGUAAGCACAGUUUCAUCUCGUGGAGGCCACAGCGAGCCGAGCGCGUCUCUGCCACAGAGAAGAGUUUCAUUGUUUGAAUCUGUCUGUUGAAAAUGUCGACCCAGAGCGACCAACCUUUCACUGUGAGGGAGCGACAGACGAGGGGGAGGUAGAAGGAGGAGGACGAAGGUGAGGGAGUAGGGCCGAGGAUGAGAGUAAAGACCUUUUCACUGAUUCUGAAGGAAUGGAAGCCAUGUUUCAAACGAGAGCCAUCGAGCAGGUCAUACACACACAUUCAUGAAAAUGAUUUACUGUCAUGCCCACUCACUGUGCUACCAACAGUGGGAUAAAACAAAUCCAUGCUGAGUUUAGAUGUACCCAGACACACUGACGGACAGGAAGACAAACAGAUAGACAGGCAUGCCGACACACAGACAGCGCAUAUUGUCAGAAUGAAGUCAUGUGUGUAUUGAAAUACUGUAUAAAAUCAUUAUAUUUAUCAAUAAACUUUUCAACAAACAAAA
Molecule: messenger RNA, 2431 nt
Organism: Hippoglossus stenolepis (Pacific halibut)
Lineage: Eukaryota; Metazoa; Chordata; Actinopteri; Pleuronectiformes; Pleuronectidae
Product: Kv channel-interacting protein 1
Exons: 8
Coding region: 141-788 (215 amino acids)
Biological process (GO): regulation of potassium ion transmembrane transport
Cellular component (GO): voltage-gated potassium channel complex
Molecular function (GO): potassium channel regulator activity; transmembrane transporter binding; calcium ion binding
Source: RefSeq, a predicted model, not a curated record